UCCUCUUCUUUUCUCACAUUCGCAUCAUCGAUAUCACCGAUAUUUUGUUACCCUUCUCCUGACAGUUCUUAUGCCGAAGAACCUCUGGUCUCCUAACCCCCCGCUUCAAAAACUACAUGCCCGUGUCUACCUUACUUGCCUUUGACUCUUCUCUUCUUUACAUCUUUCUAACUUGCAAAAGUCUGGGAGCUGUGUAUUCAAUCAGUCACCUUCCACACUCGGCUCUGUACAUUACCUCGCCGAUGCUAGUUGUCGGCUUUCGUCAUCCCAAGGAAAAUCGAGCGGAACGACAAGAAAUCACCUAGACCGUAAUCGACUAAAAUCUCAUUCACCCGAUUCAGCGUCUUCCCGCUGAUACAAGCUUCAGUGGAUUUUGCGUAUAAACUUGCUAUCUCUGACCGACGUGUGUCCAUUUCAACCGUCGCAGCUAUGGAUGAUCCCGCAGUAGCUGGCCUUCGUCCAAGUGGUUCCAAUCCUUCACUUAGGCCAAUCAGUAAUGGUACAGGGUCGACGCGAUCAAACGCCUCACAUGUGGCGAGUUACCGUCAUGCUUUAUUGAAGCCAAGCUCACAACGACAGCAGUCAAUUAACAGAGAUCUGCCUGUGCCACCGGUGCUCACUGACGGCCACUCCAAUUCCAUCGCCCAGACCAUAAGCUCACAAAAGCCAGCAAAGCAAGCUCCCAAACGUGCUGAGACUACCUCCCACCCUAUUGAGUCGGUCACGCCAGACCCGGCUGAAGCCGACCCUGGAGAGGUGGCCGGGGAUAGGGUAAACCCUUCAAUUGACGGCUAUGAUCAUUUUCGUACCUGGCGCCUUCCGGUUUCGAAGGUUCGCCCUGCCGCAUACGAAGUCGAAGGAACGUAUCCGUCCUUAAGCUUAGAACUGCCAGAAGAUGUGUAUGCUGUGGGACGCCACUUUCAACAUAACCAUGUGAAUACUCCUAAGGUCCGUCCAUUCGUGGAGUCUUCAUAUAACGAUGCUGCCCAAGUGCAGGAAGAGGGUGAGGGGACUGGAUCAAGAACUGUUCCAGUGUUAACUAGCGAAGUGAAUCCACCGGGUGGUGAUGAUUCACAGAAGGGAGCAAUGUAUUGGGGCCUUCUCCCCAGUUACAAAGAGAAACAGAGCAAGCAACUCCCCAUUACGACUCCACAUGAAGACAAACACUCCAUACCCGGUUCAUACCCAGGAUCUUCCUAUUCUCCUCAAGCUUCUCGAAGAUCGUUGGCUAGUGUUCCACUGGAGAAUACUGAAACGCACUCAAAACAGGAAAACAUCCCCCAUGAAGACAAAAAGGCCAUUAGGGGUUCUGGCACUAGCAGAGAUCGUGGCGGGAACUCAGCUUCUUCUAGAAGCUUGUCAAACCGAAGUGCAAGGUCUAAUAUCGUCAGUUCGCAGCCGUCGUCCCCAACUCCUGGCCCUAUCGGUAUCAACAAGGGACAGCAACCUGCCAGAACUCAGAAGCCUACUAUUAAUCGGACAACUGGGUGGUUCCGAAGACUAUUGGGGUAUGCGGAGCCCAAUGAGCCACCUACAUUGACAAGGCUACCGGAGAGGUCAUCAUCUCAACGAACAUCUCCCGGCGUGGUCAGUUCUAGAGCGUCAGUGACAACUAACUUCUCUUACGAGAAUUUGACCAGUGCGACAACUAUGAAUAACGCCAUGAACGACAUGGAGAAAAUCCUAACGGAGGCUAUAUUAAUAGCUGACGAGGCUAGCAAGAGGGAAUGUGGCCAUGUGGAUGAUGGUCACCUUCCAUUAAAGUCUUCAUCGGAAAUCUCCUUACACUCACCGAGCAUCGAUGAGAGCAUACGGCGUGGUUCGAGUGAGCACGACGAAGACAUAAAUGCUACCCCUACGCCAAAUCCAGUCACUACCAUUGGUGUAGAUAAUGAAGCUAAAGACGUGUCUGUGUACCCAGUGAAACGCUCAGGGCUCAUCAAAUCCAUCAAGCGGGAUGGUAAGAUCCUCAGACCCCUUUUCCUUAAACGUGUGCGCAAAACUGUAAAAGACGUCGAAGGUCGCUAUCAUUCUAUAGAUGAUGAUUGUGUUAUGCCCUUGCCCCCACCGAAUCGUUCGACUAGUCAAGGCUGCGUUGAUCCAGAACCAUUUGAAAAUGACGGAAGCAUUAGACCAACAUCUACGGAGGUUCCAAACAACAGCCAGCUAACCCUUCAGCCUCGGAUAUGUACACAUGGUAGUUCGAAGAUUUCAAGUGAACCAAAAGAGCCUGGAUGCGAUGACCUAGAUUCUGGACGCAGUAAUCAAUUACAUGUAGUUCGACACCAAGACGUAAGUGUCUGCAGCUUAGAUGGUGGUACAUCUGAUGAAGCUGUCGAUUUUUCUACCCAAUACAGCACCGGUGGAAAACGAUAUCCAAGAUUCCCCAGCUUCCGAGGAGCUUCACGGCGUGCUAGAACUGAAAAAUCUGCCAAAGACAACGAGAAAUUAUGGAAGAAGCGGACAACUCCCACCAAGCAUGUCCAUGAGUUACGGAAUGUCAGUCUUCGAAAUAGAUCCCAUGUCAGUAUUGAUGGAGAACAACGUUUCAGUUUGACAAAAUCUGCUAGACGACAACCUACUAUCGCCCGCGACUGGUCCCCAGGCCGAAAACGAUUUGUUGCUUCCGUUGCAUGUAUCAGCACUGCAUUAGUCGGUAUUUUGGUGGGUAUCUAUGCUGGUCUUGUCCCUUCAAUCCAGUACUAUAUCGCCGACUUCCAUCAUUACACUAUCCUUGGCAACGUCGGCCUAUAUCUCGGGAUGGCACUGCCAAACUUUUUCUUCUGGCCUUUGCCCCUUUUACAUGGACGAAAGCCCUACAUUCUGGGUGGUCUUUGUAUAGCAAUGCCGUUACUUUUCCCACAGGCCAUUGCGAUUGGGACUCAGAGGUCUCCAACCAAUUCUGUCUGGAGAAUCGCCUUACUCCUAUCCAGAGCCUUGAUGGGGUUUGCACUGGGAUUUGCGAAGAUGAACUUCCAUUCUAUACUUACUGACUUGUUCGGGGCUUCUCUGAUGAGCCAUGCGCCGCAUCAGGAAGUAGUUGAUGAGUAUGACGUGAGAAGGCAUGGCGGUGGUCUCGGCGUUUGGCUUGGGAUCUGGACGUGGUGCUUCAUAGGUUCGAUAAGUGUUGGUUUUCUCGUAGGGGCAGUGGUGAUCGAGCAUCUGCAACCAUCGUGGGGAUUGUACAUCAGCAUUAUCAUUAUCGCCGCCGUCUUAUUGCUGAAUGUGCUCUGCCCCGAGGUCCGACGUUCCGCUUGGAGACGAUCUGUUGCCGAAGUUCGAAUGGGUGAAACGAUAUCCCGACGAUUAGCACGAGGCGAAGUCAUGAUGCAUCGAGUACAGACAGGACCGAAAUGGUGGGGACAAGAGGUUUACCACGGAGUUGCGUUGUCUUUGGAGAUGCUGCGGCAACCUGGCUUUACCAUCAUGGCUGUGUAUUCCGCCUGGAUAUAUGCACAGAUCAUUCUGGUCAUCGUCCUCCUAGGGUCUCUGACUUCAAAAUCUUAUCGUUACCGUGCCCCAUACGUCGGUGCCGUGGUAUCAUCUGUGGCAAUUGGCGCCUUCUUAGCUAUUCCAUUCCAGAAGGGCAACCUGUUUUCCCAAGCUAGACAUAUGAACCCGAUGUCGAAUAAAACAACCUUCGAUAAGAAGGUUACUUGGACCUCUCAUCUUGUCCGUCGCGCAAUAUUCACGCUAGUUCUUCCUAUUGCCGGCAUCGCGUACACGGCCGUCUCUACAGGGCCACCUAUGCAUGUCAUCUUCCCGUCCAUCUUUGCUGGCCUCAUCGGGUUCCUUUCAUGCCUUGCUAUCUCGGAAUGUAACGGUAUGCUGAUGGAGAACUGGGACUGUUCAGAUCUUCAACCUGGCAUGACCGGUCGCUCCAAGUCAUCAAAGGAUAGCCACAAGCGCACCAACUACUCCUCAUUCCCUCGUGCCACUGCCGGAUGGAAUUUUAUUCAGAGCCUUGGUUUUAUAUUUGCCGCCGGCGCAACUAGCCUUGGCGGUUCAGUCACUCGUCGCCUCGGUCAGAGGACCGCAACUGGAAUUGUUGCCGGUAUUUUGUUUAUCCUUACCCUGCUUCUCCUGGGAACCUUUACACGGUUCAAGAGGAUCCAGAUUAUUCCGGACUGCACAUGUUCAGAGAUGGACCGGUGGACAAAAGAACGGCGAGUAAGCUUGCACAACUGGGCCGCCGCAAUGGCAGCGGCUAAGGCCAAGGGUAAAGAACUUAACGAAAUCCCCGAGGAUGAUGUUGGUUAGAGACCAGCUAUCUUGGGCAACCCAGUCGACAGAUACCGCCGAAUCAACAUUUUUGAAUUGGGCUCUUUGACACGAUGGACUGAGAUUCGUAAGAAAAAUAGAU
Molecule: messenger RNA, 4363 nt
Organism: Xylaria bambusicola
Lineage: Eukaryota; Fungi; Ascomycota; Sordariomycetes; Xylariales; Xylariaceae
Exons: 2
Coding region: 430-4260 (1276 amino acids)
Biological process (GO): transmembrane transport
Molecular function (GO): transmembrane transporter activity
Source: RefSeq, a predicted model, not a curated record